AUGGCCUCGGGCUCGUACGACGUGAGCGGCGGCCACGCCCCGGCGGACGGCGGCUCGACGGCGCAAAACAAGCCGGACAACACGGCCUUCACUCAGCAGCGACUCCCGGCCUGGCAGCCUCUGCUGUCGGCCGGCACGGUGCUGCCGCUCUUCUUCUGCUUGGGCGCGGCCUUCUUGGCCCUGGGCUUGGGGCUCCACUUCUCCUCGGAGGACAUCCACGAGCUGGAGCUCGACUACACCGGCGCGCCAGGCUCCAGUUGCUCUCGCUGCGCCAACGCCACCAGCAGCCCCACCCGCCAUGCACCUUGCACCUGCGUGCUGCGCUUUGAGCUGCCCAUGGAUUACCCUGCGCCCGUCUGUCUCUACUACCAGCUCUCCAACUACUACCAAAACAACCGGCGCUACAGCAUUUCCCGCGACAACGCGCAGCUCAGCGGGGACUCCUGGGCGCUGACCAACCCCGUCACAGAGUGCCAGCCUUACCAAAAGAACCACAAGCUUCCCAUCGCACCCUGCGGGAACAUCGCCAACAGCCUCUUCAAUGACACCUUCGCCCUCUACCAAGUGCUUCGUAAUGGCUCCAUGGUCUCUGUGCCCCUGGACAAGAGAGGCAUCUCCUGGUGGACCGACACUAACAUCAAGUUCCGGAACCCCGAAUUGGUCAAUGGGAGCCUGGCUCUGGCCUUCAAGAACACCACCAAGCCUCCCAACUGGCCCUACCCAGUCUACGACUUGGGCAACAACACGGGCCCAAACAACACGGGCUUUGUCAAUGAGGACUUUAUUGUGUGGAUGCGCAUCGCCGCCCUGCCCACCUUCCGCAAGCUGUACGCCCGCAUCCGCCAGGGGAAUUUCUCAGUGGGGUUGCCCCGUGGCACGUACCAGCUCAAUGUCACCUACAAUUACCCUGUCCUCUCUUUCAAUGGUGGCAAGAAGGUCAUUUUCAGCACACUUUCCUGGAUGGGGGGAAAGAAUCCUUUCUUGGGCAUUGCUUAUCUCGUUUGUGGUUCGGCCUGCAUCCUCACUGGCAUUGUCAUGCUAGUUGUGCAUUUGAAAUAUCGGCACCAAAAUGAGGAAGAUUAA
Podarcis lilfordi (Lilford's wall lizard) is the source of this 1083-nucleotide messenger RNA. NCBI's taxonomy places the organism in Eukaryota, Metazoa, Chordata, Lepidosauria, Squamata, Lacertidae. The record is from the annotation of a GenBank genome assembly.